This is a messenger RNA of Triticum dicoccoides, 722 nucleotides long. RefSeq lists its product as uncharacterized. The transcript is spliced from 2 exons. NCBI's taxonomy places the organism in Eukaryota, Viridiplantae, Streptophyta, Magnoliopsida, Poales, Poaceae. Bases 59 to 559 code for a protein of 166 amino acids. Gene Ontology annotation, molecular function: zinc ion binding. The record is from RefSeq and is a predicted model, not a curated record.
CACACAAAGCCACAGCACAGGCUCUCCAGAGAGCGCGCAGGCCAUCUCACUGCUCACAAUGUCAUCCGGUAGCCAUGGCAGCUCUACCUCUUCUCGUUUCCGGAGCGGAGGUACCUCUCCCAUCCCGUACCGCGUGCACCCCAUGGACUACGAGCCUUCCGUUAACUGCUACUGCGGCCGAAAGGCACCGCUCCUGACCUCUAGGACCGACGCCAAUCCCGGCCGGAGGUACCUGUGCUGUUCACGGGCGACGCAGGGAUGCGGGUUCUGGCGCUGGUUUGACCCGAGGGCUAGCCCCUACCUUAGACAGCUACUCCUCGAUCUGCGAAGCAAGAUCGUUCGCAUGGAGGGCGAGAACGCACUACUGCACAUGUCUCUGGAGCAAGCCCUGUGCAAAGCAAGGCGCCGACAGAGCUUCAGCUCGCGGCUCGUUGCGUUUCUACUGAUGGUAAUUCUGUUCUUCAUCUGCGUCUCGGCUUGGUCUCGGCUUGGUCUGGUGUACCGUCUGCUUGAUCUUUGCAUCUGUGAUGUCGAUGGUCAUAAGUUAUGUAGGUCCUAAGGCGAGUAAUCAAGGCUGUGAAAACACCCAAAAAAAUGUAUCUGGAAGCUGUGUCGUGGUGGGCGCAUUACUAAUGAGAGGGAAACUUGUAUUAGACUCUGUGUGAGUGUUGUAUGGUGCAAAUCGUGUCCAUUAAGACUGGAGUGUGCCGGCUGUUCCAUUA